GAGCUCUUUUCCGUUCGGGGGAACAGGGGUGUUUGUAAACCGCUUUCGCCCAAAAACGAAGAUUUUUCCUUAUUUCUUUUGCAGCUGAGCGCAGUUUACGGCGCUGUGAAGGGCAGAAUUAUUCAUACACGACCUGAAAUGUGUCCGUGGCUGUAACCUGAACGCUGUAACCAACAUCAUAGAGCUGAAGACCAUUUCCCAACAAAAGCAAUGGCGUUCAGGAGAGAUAGGAACAUCCGAGAUAUGUAUGAGGAACGUUUCCAUCCAGAAAGAGCUGCCCCAUAUCAAAGAGGAGUUGGUGGGGAAAGAAGACCCAGUUUUGGACGUCCUGAUGACGAUUAUGGUCGAAGCUUUGAUGGCCCUCGCUUUUACCCAAAUGGUGCUCCCCGAAACUACCAUGGUGAAGAUCAGAGGGGUUAUCAUGGAGACAGCCAUCAUUCAUUUAGUAAUGAACCUAGAGGUGGCCCACCUGGUCGGAGGCAGGAUGACUACCCAUAUUACAGAGGGCCCAGAGAGGAGCCUCAUUCCGGACGCCAAGUGGAUUUCAGAGGCAGUAGUCGAGUGGGUCCCCCUCCCAGCGCUCGAGUCCAGGGCUCUUACCCUGCUCCCAGAUCCCUGUCAGCUCUGGGUCCUGACCAAGGAGAUGACACACUAAUACAGGCCAUUAUGAACCUGGACCGUGGGGAGGAGAGAGAAGGUCUACGCCGUAAAGCACCCUUUCCCCCAGUGCGGGACCGCUCCCCUGUCAGGCGGGAUGUCCCCCCUUCCCCUCACAGCCGCUCUGGAUCCAGCAUCAGCAGCCGUAGCUACUCCCCCGACAGGGGCAAGACCCACCAGUACCAGCCUCCUCAGGGAAAAAGGUUUGAAGAGCCGUAUGGCCCGAGCAGAAGUGCUGACAGGGAAAGAGCCCCAGGGCCCUCGGUGAGCGCGUCCCGGGAUGGAUCACCGCACAGCUCCGUGUCAGCCUCCAAGGAGGAGAUACCGGUGACGGAGGGUCCGACCGAUGAACCAUCGGCUGCUACGGAUGAAGGUUCCACUGUUAUGGAUGACUUCCAAGAGCGGCGAUCUCAAGCCAUCGCUGCCAAAGCUCGGGAAAUCGAGAAGGUGUAUCGUCAGGACUGCGAGACAUUUGGGAUGGUGGUGAAGAUGCUAGUUGCCAAGGAGCCUAGUCUGGAGAAGCACCUGCAGACCCCUCUGAAGGAGAACUUGAGUGAGAUCCGCGAGCGGUGUCUCGAGGACCUGCGGCACUUCAUCUCCGAACUGGACGAGGUUGUACGGCAGCCAGAACCCACUACUUGAGGUCAAUGCCUGAGCAAGGACCUUCAGGACUGUAGUCUGGUGCUUUGGGACAUUAUCUUCCCUGUUCAUCACAAAACAAGUUUGACUGUUGAACUUUAGUGAUGAAUCCAGGGUAAACAUAAAACUAGUCUUCCAAGACUGCCGAGAUGCUAUGAAAAAGGAAACGGGCAAGGAAGUGUCUGAAACUGACAAGAAGAAUUAAUGUUUACUUUAUAUAUACUUUGUGUUUUAAGGGUCAUUUUUUUUGGUCUCUUCACUUUUUGUUAUUAAACCUCAAUAGUACUGACUGAGUAUUCGUUCAGAAGACUGUACAUCCAGUUCUGGCAGAUAUCUUCUGGAGUAAUCAUGGUCACGUUUUGAAGCAGAGGUCCUGGGGUGCUCCGUGCCAUUUUUGCAGCACCACCACGUCUAAGCCUAUUGGUAUAUGAAUUUUAAAAACUUUGUCAUUUUCAGAUUUUCAAAAUUUGUUGCCCGUGUAUACACGGUUUUGAUGCUUUUUGUCCGUGCUGUUCUUUAUUUCUGUGAUUAAAUAAAUAUGGUGUAUGCAAA
Messenger RNA from Pygocentrus nattereri (red-bellied piranha), 1848 nucleotides. It is a transcript of the gene pphln1, whose product is annotated as periphilin 1. Gene Ontology annotation, cellular component: nucleoplasm. Gene Ontology annotation, biological process: protein localization to heterochromatin; negative regulation of gene expression, epigenetic; negative regulation of DNA-templated transcription. The record is from RefSeq and is a predicted model, not a curated record. Bases 211 to 1299 code for a protein of 362 amino acids. The transcript is spliced from 11 exons. NCBI's taxonomy places the organism in Eukaryota, Metazoa, Chordata, Actinopteri, Characiformes, Serrasalmidae.